Messenger RNA from Trifolium pratense (red clover), 1185 nucleotides. RefSeq names its product alanine--tRNA ligase. The transcript has 8 exons. NCBI's taxonomy places the organism in Eukaryota, Viridiplantae, Streptophyta, Magnoliopsida, Fabales, Fabaceae. The record is from RefSeq and is a predicted model, not a curated record. Gene Ontology annotation, biological process: alanyl-tRNA aminoacylation; regulation of translational fidelity. The coding region runs from base 104 to 883 and encodes 259 amino acids. Gene Ontology annotation, molecular function: alanine-tRNA ligase activity; nucleic acid binding; Ser-tRNA(Ala) deacylase activity.
GUCCACGUGUUCAAAUGGCGUUUUUCGUUUUCCUUUCCUUUGUGUUUUGCUAAACCCACUACUACGGUAGCAACCGGUUCUGUAAUUGGGUACGGUGGCGGCGAUGGAUAAGAGUCCCACAAAGUUAGAUUACUAUGAUGACAUGUGGAAGCUUCAUUCUACUGCCACACUUGUUUCUCAUUUCAAGGGUGAUGAUGGAAGAAAUGUUUUGAUAUUGGACCGGACUAUUUUCUAUCCACAAGGUGGUGGUCAGCCGGCAGACACUGGUUUCAUACAUAUUACUAUUGAUGACUUCAAUAUCAAGUUUGUUGUUCAUGAUGUUCGAUCCAAAGAUGGAAUUGUUUUACACUAUGGUGUUUUUGAGGGUUUGGAAGGGGACUUUGAGGACAUACUCCAGAAAGGAGGGAAGGAGGUUUCACUAUUUGUUGAUGAGCAUAGGAGAACAAUAAAUUCUAGGCUGCAUUCUGCAGGGCAUUUGCUUGAUAUUUGUCUGCCCAAAAUUGGAUUGGGCCAUUUAGAGCCUGGCAAAGCUUACCAUUUUUCUGAUGGGCCCUGGGUUGAAUAUAAAGGUGUAAUUCCACAAAGUGAAAUGCAGAAUAAGCAAAAGGAGUUAGAGCUAGAGGCUAAUGCUUUAAUUUCCGUAGGAGGAAAAGUUUCUGUGGAUAUAUUUAUGUAUGAUGAAGCUGCUAAGCUUUGUGGCGGUAUUCUUCCCGAUUAUGUUUCCAAGGAAAGCACACCUCGCAUUGUGAGGAUAGGGGAUAAUCCGGGCUGUCCCUGCGGUGGUACACAUGUUUUAGAUAUUUCAGACAUCACAAAAAUUAAGGUUUCUCAAAUUCGGUCGAAAAAGGGAAUGACAAAAGUAUUUUACAAUGUUGAAACUUAGUUAAAUGGACGAGUCUGCUGUCAAAUAACUGUCAUGAGUCGUGACUACUCUUGUGUCAAGUAACUGUCGUGAGUCGUGACUACUCUUGGAUAAGCUAUUUCGCUAGUGACAACUGACAAGCUAAAUUUGAAUCAUGUUAGUCACUUAUGAACAAAUUAUGGUUUUCAUACCACCACAAAACAGUGGCUGCUAUAAGGUUUGUAUGGUUUGAUGAGUUUGAAAAGAACAAUAUUGCAAUAGCUUUAGUGUGUGAUGAUAGUGACACAUAAAUAUAUACAGCAUAUAUAUAGAGAUAUUCUUUA